AGAAAAGUGGGCGGGCCCGUGUAUCCGGGAACUGCUGCUGACCCCCAGCGCGACCCUGUAGGAUUGCAAACAUGGCGGAGCCCUCCGUAGGGAAGUCGAGCCCAGGAGGCUCAGUGGGUUCCGUGGACCAUGACUUCGACCCCUCUGCGGACCUUCUUGUCCACGACUUUGACGACGAGCGCACCCUUGAAGAAGAGGAGCUGUUGGAGACGCCGGACGACACAAACCCCAACGAGAUUGAAGAUCUCGCCCGUGAGGGGGAAAUGCCCAUUCACGAGCUGUUGAGUUUGUACGGUUAUGGCGGUGGUUCCCCUGCGGAUGAGGACGAAGAGGAGGAGGAACCGGAGGAGGAUGAGGAGGAGGAGGAUGAAGAGGAAGAAGAGGACGAAGAAGAAGAAGAAGAAGAGGAGGAACUGGAUAAUGACGAGAGCAGCAGGAGCACUGGUGGCCUGAAGAGAACUGAGGUGGAGGGGGCCAAGACCCCGCCUGAGCUGGAGGACGACGCCAAGCCGACCAGCGAGGGGGGGUUGGGUCUGGCCGGCGGACGCACGCGCUCGGUGCGCUCCCUGGGCACGGCGGACCUCAUCCGCACGCAGAAGCUCAAAUACUUUGAGGGCCACGACGCGGAGGACGAGUCUGAGGAGGACGAGGACUACGUCCCAUCGGAGGACUGGAAGAAGGAGAUCAUGGUGGGCUCCAUGUACCAGGCAGAGACCCCCUCGGGUCUGACUAAAUACAAAGAGAACGAGAAGGUGUAUGAGAACGAGGACCAGCUGCUAUGGAACCCUGAGUGCCUUCCGGAAGGCAAGGUAGUGGAAUUCCUGACGGAGGCGUCACGGCGAACCGGAGAGGAGACGGGAGUGGACGCCAUUCCCGAGGGAUCCCACAUCAAAGACAACGAGCAGGCUUUGUACGAGUUGGUCAAGUGUGACUUUGACCCCGAGGAGGCCUUGAGGAGACUCAAGUUCAACGUGAAAGCGGCCAGAGAGGAAUUGUCCGUCUGGACUGAAGAGGAAUGUAGAAAUUUUGAGCAAGGUCUCAAAGCCUAUGGAAAAGAUUUCCAUCUAAUACAGGCCAAUAAGGUGAGAACUAGGUCUGUAGGAGAAUGUGUGGCCUUUUAUUACAUGUGGAAGAAGUCUGAGCGUUAUGAUUUCUUUGCACAGCAAACCAAACUUGGGAAAAGGAAAUAUAAUCUUCACCCCGGUGUAACAGACUACAUGGACAGGCUAUUGGACGAGACGGAGAGCGCGGCCUCCAGCAGGGCGGCCUCGCCCCCCGCCAACGCCUCCAACAGCAGCACCAGCCAAUCAGAGCGCGAGGACAGCAGCGGUCACAACGGGGAGCGCCCCUCCUGCGCCGACACCGACCCCUCCUGUGGGGGGCGCUCCCAGACGCUGCUGGCCCCCCAGGUCAGAGCAGAGGCGCUCCAGGCCAACGGCCCGCCCCCGCCCCCCCCCCCCCCUCUCACGGACAGUGACUCCAACUCCAACGGCGGCGGCGGCGCUAGCCACGAGCGGAACGGCGUGGAGCCGCUCCUAGAACACAGAGAGCCCGCCCCCCCGGCCCCCCCCGCGGCGGCCGAGCGCCCCCCCAAGAGGUGCCGGACCGAGGCCGAGGCGCCGGGGGCCGGGGACCUGGAGGCCCCGCUGGUCCAGGACAACUGAAGGGCCCCAGCCUGGGGCCUGGGGCGGGGGGGGGGGCAGAGCGCAGGACCCCGGACCCGCUACGCCCAGGGACCCACUCCACUGUAAAGCCCCCCGGGGCAACCCCCCCCCCCCCCCCCUGGGCCACCGUCUCCACCCCCUGGGCCACCGUCUCCACCCCUCAGCCCCCCCCUGGAGCCCAGUUCAACCAUCACGGCCUCCUGCCUCCCAGUUCAACCAUCACGGCCUCCUGCCUCGCAGUUCAACCAUCACGGCCUCCUGCCUCCCAGUUCAACCAUCACGGCCUCCUGCCUCCCAGUUCAACCAUCACGGCCUCCUGCCUCCCAGUUCAACCAGUACCUUUUGUAUCUGGGGAACCCAAGGAAUAUAAAUCGGUGAUAUUUUUUUACAUGAGAGAUAUUUAUAUUUUUUAAAAGGAAAAUGAAUUGCAAUGAUUUGAAUGUGCUGUUCGACCUUUGGAGCCCUGGAGAAAUGUUAACAAAUGACAAAAGAACACGAAACGGCAACCCCUCUAAACAGCCAUGUGGGGGCGCUGGCUCCCUUUAGUCGGUCGCACUUUUUAAGAUGUGGAGUAGAACCAUUAUGACGCUGUUCGAAAUGCCCAUCCUGCCAUUUUGGAUCCACCAUGGGUGGUAACCAUGGCCACAUAACGUACGCAGUACGACUCUAAAAUGAACCGCCACAGGGUUCGUUUGUGUAAGCAGCUGGCGUCAGUGACGUCCUGUACUCAUUGCUUUGAGAGGGUCACCUUUAUUCCAUAGUAAGUACUUUGCUUGUUUUGCUAGACAAAAUCUUGAUUAUUGUUUAUCUCUAUUUUUAUUGUACAAUUUGUAUAGAUUUCCAAUCUUGUGUGCAGUUUGUAAACUCUGAUGGCAGUCCUUCAGCUCUCACAGGCUUCCCGCUCGCCUCAAGGCUUAGACCUCUGGGACAUGAUGAAGCCGUAGCUGAUGCUUUCUGUCUGAUUAAAUAAGAUUUAGCCGUUUCCUCUUUGCGGUCCUGUCAGAUUAAAUAUGUGCGGUCGGCGGCUUUCUGUUCAGCCAGUCACAACAUUCUAGAAGUUUUGAGGAGGACAUGGGGGCCUCUGUUCACACACCUUUAAACACAUUCUCGCCUGCCAUCCAAAGGUGAUGUGUGUACCGGUAGUCUUUAGGCUGAAAACUGCUUGUUGGAGGUUCCCACCAACUGAUAGAGAAGGCAUUCACUGUCUCUAAAAUGUUGUUGACUGUUGUCUCUGUUUUUGUUUACUGGUCUUAAAAAAUGUAUUUUGUUUUUUUUUCCUCCAAAAAUGACAUGAUUAAACACGCAUAUACCAAGGCCGACACUGAAUGGAGCUAUGUUGGUUAUAUUUAAUAAAUUUAGUAUUGACAUACA
Molecule: messenger RNA, 3035 nt
Organism: Gadus morhua (Atlantic cod)
Lineage: Eukaryota; Metazoa; Chordata; Actinopteri; Gadiformes; Gadidae
Gene: mier1b
Product: mesoderm induction early response 1b, transcriptional regulator
Biological process (GO): negative regulation of transcription by RNA polymerase II
Cellular component (GO): nucleoplasm
Molecular function (GO): histone deacetylase binding; transcription corepressor activity
Source: RefSeq, a predicted model, not a curated record